Messenger RNA from Spodoptera littoralis (African cotton leafworm), 642 nucleotides. The record is from the annotation of a GenBank genome assembly. NCBI's taxonomy places the organism in Eukaryota, Metazoa, Arthropoda, Insecta, Lepidoptera, Noctuidae.
AUGAAAAAUUUGCCCAUUUUCGUAUUUCCAAUAUCAUUGGAAUUUUACUCUAAUGCAAGACACACGCACAAACAAUUACUAACUGUAUACAAUCCUUAUGAAUUCCCUGUUAAUUUGAAAGUACUUUGUACCUCACCGAAGAAGUUUACGGUCAUAGAUCCAGAAGGCGUGAUCGCUCCACAGAGCUGCAUCGACAUUGUAGUGCGAUAUACCCCAACGUCUCAGACACAGUCUGACUCUCUCGAAAAAUUUCGUUUAACUAUGUUUGACAAAAACACCCAGCAGGUAGUAGGUAGGAGAGAUAUUUUGACGAAAUUGAUAGAAGGAGAGCCUUCUAAUAUAAGUCAAGAGUGUUUUGGGGAUGAUUUCCAUCCUCUUACAAUGAGGCCGGCUCCGUUGAGGACUACGGAGGAACAUUCCCGAGUAGCACCCUGCACACAUCCUUCACACAGAGAACAGCAGCCUGUGAACGUAGUAGCGGUAGCAGUUAGCAUAUGUUGCAUUGCCGCUCUCCUACUACCAACUCAACCAGAAGAACUUGUUAAAUCACAAUGGCCGGACUGGCUCCAUAUUGGCUCAAAUCUUAAACUGGUAUUCUCAUUCGUACUUGGACUUGUAUGUAUGCUUGUUUUACGGCCAUAG